Molecule: messenger RNA, 1396 nt
Organism: Thlaspi arvense
Lineage: Eukaryota; Viridiplantae; Streptophyta; Magnoliopsida; Brassicales; Brassicaceae
Source: the annotation of a GenBank genome assembly
CCCAAACGCAAGCUGUGCACUGCACGCAUAUAUUAGUCGUUUACCGAGUGCAGCCGGUCGCACCGUCUAUUCAGCCGACCUAAAAACCGGCAUCGCCGGUAUCAAUAAUUGCUCAUCUUUUCUUCUCUGUCCAGAUUCUCAAGUCUCCUCCUAGAGAUAGAUAAUCAUCAUCAUCAUUCCUCGGAUCCAAUCCAAUUACGUAUCGUCUCUUCAUAGGGUUACUGGAGAUUAUUGGGUUGAGGAUGGCUAACAAUGAGGAGCAACCUCCUCGUCCUCGUGGGAAUGAAUGGGAAGUGGUCUCGCUAACUUCAUCAGCAUAUGCUGCUGCUCCUGGUCCAUAUAACGUUGAAUCACGCAAGUUCGAUGCUUACUAUGGAGCAGAAGCUUCACGCGAUUUGUUCAUGUCUGACCACUUUGUGUUCCCACCUAGUGAGCAUGAGAAUUUACCCCUCGAUGAACCUGUCUUCGAAGAGGAAGAUAGAAAGGAUGGCCAAGACUUGAUGCUGGAAGGUCAGGGGUUGUCUGAUCAGGUAAUAAACUCACGGAGUAACUAUGGUGAACCUGCGCCUGGUUCUUCUAGACACAUGGAAUCACUCGCGAGUGAUGCUGAGCCAAAUGAGUAUGCAGGGGGAGACUUACAUCCCCAUUCGGAUUCCGCAACAAGUCCCAUUUCACUUGACAAGGACAGCCUUCCUUGCGAAGCUUGGUGGAGAAGGAGGGCUGUUUCUAUGUAUUCACGCACAAGAGAAGCAAAUGCGAUAUGGUCCUUGUUCUUUGCAGCUGCCGUCACGGGACUCGUGGUUCUUGGUCAACGCUGGCAACAAGAGAGGUGGCAGGUUUUGCAACUCAAGUGGCAAUCAAGUAUCAGCAGCGAGAAGCUGAGCAGAGUACUUGAACCUCUCUCGCGCUUGAAAGACGUGAUUGUGAGAGGUAACCCACAAGCUUCACUCGUAAGGAGUGCCUCCUCCACUGAGAUCUAGAGACAACAAAAGAAAGGCCAAUGCAGCGUUCGACAAUUCGCACGAGCACAGGUACAUACAAACUUGGUCUUCAGUUACAUAUGUGUGCCUCGAUGUCAAAAGCUUUUGCUUCUUCUUUUUUUUUGGCCUAUGUUGCUUCAUCAUCUUGAUCUUGUACCGUUAUCCAUUAGAAUGGAAAUCCAAUCGCCUUCUUACAAAACUCUCUCUAGGUGUCAAAAGCUUCUUGUCUUAGUGUGGAAAUAUAUACACUCAUACACUUGUUUUUUUUUUUUAAUAAUGAUUUUUUAUCCACUUUCAUUGAGUGAUUACUAUUAGAGGCGAUACGUUCUGAUUUGUAAAAGAAUUCAAAAAUAUAUAAUUUGUGAAAUGCAGUUGUAGUAUAUAAUCAUAAGAUCUCAAAAUUUAUGUGGAUGAAA